This is a messenger RNA of Talaromyces rugulosus, 2478 nucleotides long. RefSeq lists its product as uncharacterized. Gene Ontology annotation, molecular function: DNA binding; DNA-binding transcription factor activity, RNA polymerase II-specific; zinc ion binding. Bases 1 to 2478 code for a protein of 825 amino acids. The record is from RefSeq and is a predicted model, not a curated record. Lineage: Eukaryota; Fungi; Ascomycota; Eurotiomycetes; Eurotiales; Trichocomaceae. Gene Ontology annotation, biological process: DNA-templated transcription; regulation of DNA-templated transcription. The transcript has 4 exons.
AUGGCAUCAACUCCUCACUCCCGUGCCUACAGGAAAGUCUCUAAAGCGUGCCAGCGUUGUCGGCGCCAGAAACUCAAGUGCGAUAAUCAACGCCCAUGUGUGCCGUGUACUCGGACAGGUGUCGAUUGUCGCCCUCCUUCACCAGAGAAAUGGAAGAUCUAUGGUACCUGCAUGAGCUCAGCACUCGACCCUCAACCCAAGAGAGCCCGAAUGGGCGACCCCCCACCCGAAAACAAUCAGUCUCAAGACAAUGGUGACAUUUCACGGCAUGGGGAUGACUCAAACAGUAUCAUAUUGGAGGAUGGAAGCGCUCAAGCGAAUGACCAAAUAGCGGAUAACAGCGACCGACCGUGGCGAUCUAGCUCUACGAUGUCUCUAGCCUUUAGGUUUUAUAACGCAAAUAGUCCUGGGUUUUCAGUGACAGCUGCCAUUGCUAGAGAGCAAAGAAACUUUGUCAGCUCAGGAGAAAGACUUCCGAAUGAAGGACCAGGGACAGCUUUCGAGAAUGCGUCAACUCUCAAUCCUAGUAACGAAAAGUUAGGCACUAUUCGAGGAGUAGCACACUCAUCUAGACUGGCUGUCUCUGACCUGCUAGAGCUGCUUCCGGAUUUCGGAGUUGCCGCUUUACUUGUCGAUACUUACUUCGAUCGAGUCCAUUGGUUCAUGCUCAUAUUCCACCAGGAUGAAUUCCGGAAACGGUGGCAGAAUCUAUAUGAAAUUGCCAACAACCGAACAGCACUGAAAAAUUCAGAUAUAGGCUUCCUCAGUGUAUUUCUCAUGGUGAUCGCCAUCGCCAUGCAGUACGUCGGUACCCAUAGAAAGCGCCUACUGGCCAGGCGUAAUUUCGAUUACGAAAAGUUUGGAGGGCGUAUUUUUGCCGCUAUUAGAUCCAAGUUGUUAGAUAUCGUCUCCUUGGAGUCCCUAGAGGCCGUGCAGACCUGCGUCUUAUUGGGGACAUAUUAUCUCUUCCAUGGGUCUCCUGGGCUAGCAUGGCCAGUGUGUGGCUGUGGGUUACGCAUUGCCCAAGCUCUAAACUUGCAUCGGAAAAUCUCUCGCAGUGGAUCGGACUCAGCCCUUUCGGUGGAUCUGCGAAAUCAAAACGAAACCAGAAAGCGUUGUUGGUGGGCUAUCUACGAAAUCGAGACCUUCUGCUCCAUGUCAUACGGGUAUCCGCAUAGCAUCAAAGACACUGAUUGUGAUGUGGAGCCUUUGGAUCCAUCUGCAAAAUUGCAGUUUGUUCAAUCACCCACAUCGUUCGACGAACCAUUGAAAUGCGAUGUUACGUUGCUGUCUUACAAAUAUUUCAUGUCUAAGUUGUCUGUGCUUAUCAAGGCAAUCUUGGCCGAUCUCUAUGGGAUUGGCUCGGUUUCUAAUGUUGAAAAUCCAACCUCCUCAGUCGGCUCAACUGAUGAUCUACGUUGUCUCAUGAAGCAGGUUGUGGGGUUCGACACUAAGUUACGAUUAUGGAAUGCAGAAAUCCCUUCGAGAUUGCAGUUUAGAGGAAACACCGGCGUCCAGACUAGCUAUUCCUCACUAGAUGACAUGGACACAGACAUCGGGGCUUCUAGUCCUCGCUUUGAAGAACAUAUUUUUCAGCUACAGGCAUUGGCCCUCAAGCUCGCAUAUGAAAAUACCAGGAUACUUGUCCACCGGCCACUGCUUUCAUACAAAUUAGUAAGUAAGCAGAAAUCAACGCAACCUACAGCGCCCUCUUGGGAUGCUCUGGAUUACGCAGAUCCUUUUCUCCUCUCCCUAAAAUCUUGUCGCGAGGCGGCUUUGAAUACGUCCGAAAUUGCCUGGAUGCCAAUAUCGGGGUUAGUUUCUGGAACCUAUGCAGCGACAUUUGUUAGUAUUCAUGCUUUCACCUCCGGAGUCACACUUGGUAUACUCAGUAGUGUUGAGCCUCUAAGCCAAGAAUCCCAUGAGUCGAAAAGUGGGUUGCAUCGACUAAUGAAUAUACAAACGAGGCUAAAAGACCGUUCCCCGUCAGCUGUGCAAGGUCUAGAAAUCCUCCAGCGGCUAACAAGACAUGUCAUGGAGAAAGAAUUAAACGCCAUGCUAGACAUUUCUCGGCCGUUGAAAUCUAAAAAUCUAAUAGCUGGUACAAGUUCUUACGGAUCUAACUCACCUACUCCCCGUCAGACUGUUCCGCCUGCUGAAUUACAGCAAUUCGUGCAGUUAUCACCCAGUGCUACUCAGCAGCCCAGUGUAGAACCUAGCUCGCAAAAUGCUUCUGAUUUACUGUCUGGGGCGGAAUCUACCAGAAAUAUCCCUUCUCUUCAAAACGGAACAGAUUAUGCAUUGUCGCAAGAGGUGUCCGAACUAGAUCAAGUCAUGCCAACCUCAACAAUUCAAUUCGAAUCACAACUAGAACAAACAUUCAUAGACUCCUCCCUAGAUUGGCUUGCCACAGAUGAUUUUUCCGGGUGUGAACAGGCGUGGAUAUGGUGUUUAGAUAACCGGGCCUUUGCAGAUUGA